Molecule: messenger RNA, 693 nt
Organism: Quercus robur (English oak)
Lineage: Eukaryota; Viridiplantae; Streptophyta; Magnoliopsida; Fagales; Fagaceae
Product: protein FANTASTIC FOUR 4-like
Exons: 1
Coding region: 1-693 (230 amino acids)
Source: RefSeq, a predicted model, not a curated record
AUGUACUCAAGUGAACCCCAAGACUCAGGUGGCUGGAGCUUCCUCCAAGCUCUAACCAACACUACCAACAACAAUUCCCAGGCUAACGAUGGCAAUUCCUACACUACCAACGAGAGUUUUUUGAGGCUAAGUGAAAAUAGUCUUCAAAUGUGCACCGAAAUCCUAGGAGAUGAGACAGGGAGUAUUGUCUUUGAAAGCGAAGAGAUUUGUACUAAAAACAAUACUCCAAAGAGGCAGAAAGAUUCGUCCAAGAAGAAUAAUCAGUGUAAGAGUUUGCCACCACCGUUGAGCUCAAGUGGUGUGCUGCGUAUUAGGCCUCAUAGAGAAAGCGGUCGCCUUAUUCUUCAAGGGCCUGUCCAUGAUGAUAAUGAUGAAGAAGAAGAAGAAGAAACAGGUAGUGUUGUCCUCGAAAAUGAAGAAAUUCGUACUGACAACAAUUCUCCAAAGAAGCAGCCAGAUUCAUCAUCAUCAAAGAAUAAUGAUGAAGAAGAAUGUAGGAGUACUGUUUUCCCACCACCUUUGAGCUCAACUGGUGUGCUGCAUACUAGGCCUCAUCAUGGAGAAGGUGGUGGCCCUAUUCUUCAACCUGUUCCAGCCCAUGAUGAACAAGAAACUGAGGAAGAGCUUGAUGAGCAAGUUCUUGAAAAACAAGAACAAGAACAAGAACAAUUACAAGAAGAUGAAGAAAAGUGA